Molecule: messenger RNA, 1918 nt
Organism: Branchiostoma belcheri (Belcher's lancelet)
Lineage: Eukaryota; Metazoa; Chordata; Leptocardii; Amphioxiformes; Branchiostomatidae
Product: multiple epidermal growth factor-like domains protein 6
Exons: 12
Coding region: 38-1918 (626 amino acids)
Molecular function (GO): calcium ion binding
Source: RefSeq, a predicted model, not a curated record
UCAAAAAGACAGACUGUACAGUCCCCGCCACCAGAACAUGGCGACUACCGCGGUGUUUUCGCAGUUUUGCAGCAGAUGUAGACGGUUGUACACAGCAAAGAUGGCGAAAAGGUGGAGAUUACUGUUACUUAUCAUCUGUGGACUGGCCACACAACACACUUCAGAUGCUCAACUGGAUGUCACGUUGGUGAACGAGUAUCCAAUCAUCGAUUUUCUGACUGGACCGACCUAUUUGAAAACCGUAACGGAUCACCCGCCCCAGAGAAUUUCAUUCGGAAGGGAGACGAACAUCGGGCUGGAUUACGAACGGUUUAACGACGACCUCUGGGCCACUCGUGAGUUCAUCUUCCCGCAGCUGUACUGGCCCGGGUCCAUGUUCACACUGGUCAGGAUCGCCCAGGACUUCAGGAUCGGGUCUUUCUUCACCGAGCUCCAGUUGGACGACGGAGGAACGUUUCGAAUACUAACCGUCAAGAUGUCCAAAUAUGCCCCCAUCAAACCCAUCACGAUGUGUCAGAGGGCGAACGUGGGAGAAAACGUCACGAUCCAGAUGCUGUCCCAGGAGCCUGUUGACCGGGGGGUGUACUGGAGGAGGAACGAGGACCUGAUGUUGGGGAGAAGCACCUUGAACCUGACCCUGAACCAGGUCACGACCGAUUCCUGCGGGGUGUACGAAUGUUACCGGACCAACACCGAGAGGAACCUAGCCCUACAGGGCAUCACCAGGCUGGUCGUCAGAGCCUGUCCGGAUGGAAAGUGGGGACCUGACUGCGGCCAGGACUGUUCCAGGUGCUACAAUGGCGGCAUUUGUGACCCAGAAGACGGAGAGUGCAUCUGUGCCAUAGGCUUCUCGGGCUCGACGUGCGAAACACCAUGUGGGGCCAGAAAGUUCGGGCAGUCGUGCCAACACCAGUGCAACCGACCAGAGUUCAACAUUGACGGCGACGACGCAUGCAGGUCUUACGUCUUCUGCUUACCGGACCCGUAUGGGUGCAGCUGUAAUACAGGCUUCAAGGGGCUCGACUGUACAGAAGCGUGCAAAAAUGGCACAUAUGGCGCAGGGUGCACCGAGACGUGUCACUGCCUGAACGGUGUGUCCUGCAACCGCUUCACUGGAGCUUGUCCGGAUCAAUGCGCGGAGGGUUGGACAAAGGGCCCGUACUGUCAACAUGAGUGUGAUCCCGGUAAGUUUGGUGUCGACUGUAAGAAGACGUGUCACUGUCUCCAUGACGUGCCCUGCGACCGGUUCAAUGGAAGCUGCCCAGGCGCAUGCGCACCGGGAUGGACCGGACCAGCCUGUCAGGUGCGGGACUACUGCGUAUCCAACCCGUGUGAAAACGGCGGGACCUGUGUGAACCACGAUGACGGCUACACCUGCAACUGUACAACAUGGCACCUGGGGAGGCAUUGUGAGAUCUUACGAGAUGCCUGUAACCCCAACCCCUGCCGAAACGGAGGAGCCUGUCAGAUUUUACAAGAGGAAGGGUCUACGGCCGCGGAGAACGAUGACGAGCACAGAUGUCACUGCGUCACGGGGUAUUACGGCUUGUACUGCGAACGAGUGGAUCACUGUGAGCCGGACAACCCUUGUCUUCAUGGCGGAGCUUGCACCACUGACUGGCAGUCGUACGUCUGUCACUGUCCGGCCGGAUUCGCCGGAGUCAACUGCGCAGAUGAGGAUCCAAAGGAACAGAGAGGAUUUCUCCUGUCGACCUUGGGGCCUCUCUUGGCCGGAGCCGCUGCCACAGCUGUGGUGGUUGUCGGAGGGACGACGGGAGUUUGUUACUUCCUGAAGAAGAAAAACGUCAUCACUCCGAAGGCCACCAGUGCCCCUGCCCCGAGACCACUCAGACAAAGUCUGAGAUUAAAAAUGAACGCCAGAAUGAACAGGCUGGAAUAUGAUUACGAGUACUCAUGA